Molecule: messenger RNA, 3040 nt
Organism: Epinephelus moara (kelp grouper)
Lineage: Eukaryota; Metazoa; Chordata; Actinopteri; Perciformes; Serranidae
Gene: gldn
Product: gliomedin
Exons: 10
Coding region: 317-2059 (580 amino acids)
Biological process (GO): signal transduction
Cellular component (GO): cell surface
Source: RefSeq, a predicted model, not a curated record
CCCCUUCUCCACUUGGCGAACAACACAACAAGCACUGUAUUUACCAGUCUGCCUUCAGAAAGACGACCCGGUUGGAGCACAGACACUAAAGCUGACUGGACUCUAUUUGGAGCUUUCAGAUAACGUGGACAACACCUUGAAUUUCAGCGAAGAACUUCCUUUUUUCCUCUUUAACCUUCUCCUCCUUCUCCUUCCUUUGGAUUAGUUCGACUCUAUUUUAAAUUGAUUUUUGGUGCCAACCUCGAGGACUUUUUCUGUCCUGUUUGACUUUGACCUUCUCUAUUCUCUGCUGUGCUGGAGCUGUAUCCUCCUGUGAAUGCUGAAGUUGGUGGGUGACCCUCAGAAAAGAGGAGGUGAAGUGGUAACCAUGUGGAUCCCGACCCCCAGCAUGACUCUCCCUCAGCGGAUGGUGCUGUACGGGACGUGCAUUGUGGCGUUGAUGAACUCUGUGGGCCUCCUAGUGCUCUUGGUCCAGCAGAAUCAGCAGCGUGUCUUGCUGGAGCAGACAGGGGCAAAGCUGACAGAGGUGGAGCAGAGCUCCGUGGUGGAGUUCCUCCAGGAGGUGCCGAGAGGAGCGGCGGGGAUGCGGGCCAGUGCGGGGCACCAGCCUCAGUAUCAGUACCAGUACUCGAGGAAUAAGAGAAGUGAAGAGCUGGAGAAGGAGCUACAGCAAGAGGUGCAGGAGAUUCCCCAGGAGGAUGAACAGGAGGUCAGUCAGCAGGAGGUCAGCCAGGAGGUGGGAGAGGAAGCAGAGAAGAAGAUGAAGAAUGAGAUGAAGCACAAGCACCGACACAGCCAGAGUUACCACAAGGCGCACGUGCAGGAUGACAUGAUGAUGAUGAUGACUUACUCCAUGGUGCCGAUAAAAUUGCUGAUCGACAUUUGCAACAGCACCAAAGGAGUCUGCAUCGCCGGACCACCGGGACCGCCUGGUUUGCCCGGUGCGGAUGGUAUGCCCGGCCACAAUGGGACUGAUGGCAUCCCAGGAGUGAAUGGAGUGCCCGGGGCUGAUGGGAAAAGAGGAAAAAAAGGUGAGAAAGGAGAACCUGGUGAAAAAGGAGAGCGAGGAGAAGCUGGUCCGCCUGGAGAGAAGGGACAACCAUCCAAUGAUGUCAUUAUUGAGGGCCCUCCUGGUCCUCCAGGUCCUCCUGGUCCCCCAGGACCUCCUGGUCCUCAGGGGCCUCCCAGAACAAGGCACCACAGAGCCAACCUUCAGGCGGCUCAUACCCUGGGGCUGUUACACGCAAUUCCAAAUGAUGAGACCUCAUCUGUAAAGGAGGCUGUGAAGCUACACGGGAAACCUGUUAAGAAGAACGAGUGCCUGAUUAAGUCUCUGAUCAACCCCAGGAAUGUGUCAAAGAUGGAGAGCACAUUUGGCACGUGGAUGAAAGACACCGCUCAGCUGAAUGAUGAGCGAAUCUGGGUGGCAGAACACUUUUCUGGUCGUGUGGUGAAGGAGUAUAAAAGUAUCGCCUCCUUCCAGAACAGCAGCAGCGACACUGUGGAUGUUAGAAAGUUCUACCAGGGCUGCGGCCACACUGUUCACAACGGUUCCUUCUAUUAUCACAUCGCCGGUACUUCCAGCAUUGCCAGAUUUGACUUCACCACCAAGAGGCUUCACACUCUUACCAUAGAAAAUGCUCUGUACCACAAUCUCGCCUACCUGCUCCACAACUCCAAGACCUACUUCAAACUGGCAGCAGACGAGAACGGCUUGUGGCUGAUCUUUGCCUCCAGCAUAGAUGAAAGCAUCACGGUGGCCCAGCUGGACCAGAAGACCUUCUCCGUCACUUCCUACAUAAACACCACCUACCCCCGCACCAAGGCUGGCAACGCCUUCAUCGCCUGCGGCGUCCUGUACGUCACCGACACCAAAGACACCAGAGUCACCUUUGCUUUUGACCUGCUGAAGGGAAAGCCGGUGAACGUGACCUUUGACUUGAGGUCUCCAGGCGGAGUGCUGGCGAUGCUCUCCUACAGCCCGAAGGACAGACACCUGUAUGUGUGGGACCACGGCUACGUUAAGCUCUACGUGGUCCACUUCAUCUCAGACGAGUGAAAAACACACCAUCUGAACACGACAGACAACAUGCAGGCGUGACUGUUACGUAGUGAGAGCCAAAUGCCUGCUGACUGCCAACUACUCACUCCAUCUUUGGAAAUGAUUAAAUUUAGGUUUUUGAGACAGAUGUACACUAGGCUUGGGCUGUAUCAUGGUAUUAUUGUAUUCUGGGGAAUUUAAAAAUCCAGACAUGAUUUUCAAAUCCAUCAAAAAUACAGACGCUCUUCUUAGUAUUAAACUGAUACGGAGAUGCUGUAUUGAGGCGAUGUAUUGUAGUGCACAGCAAGCACCACCAGAGGUCAGUCUCUACUGGUGGAACAGGCAGUCGAGCUGAGAAUGAUGGUGACAGUGAAUGGAAGGGAUAACGUUACAGGACUAGUAAGAAAGAAAAAAUGCCUCUGCCCUUGUUUGGGAGUAUUGCCACAUAUAACUUUACCUUGAAAUGACUCCCCCCAACUAAAAAAAAACAGUUUCUUAGACACAUGAUGUUAUCUAACACAUCAUCUCUGUUCAGCCCAUUGACGUGUGUCAUCAGGUCCGUCAGCAAGAAGGGCGCUAGUUUCCUAUUUAUUCAUUGUUCUACGGGUCGUCAAUAUUUAAGCCAAGCAAGACUUGUUUAAGUAGGCUACUUGCGUAUUAGAAACACAACAUUGUAGGCUAAACAACGGCUAAUGACUUAGUUUAAACGCACAAAAUAUUCCUGUUUUUCUGAAAAUGAAUAUUCCACUAAUAUUCCCGUUUACAUGCAGCUGUGCAUUCUCUGAUUAAAGUGCCCUAAUGUGUCGAUUAUCACAUUAAAAUACAGAAAAGUGGAACAGCUGGAGCUGCUUGUCAUUUUGCUUCCUUGCAUCAAAAUAGGAUUUCUUCAAAGUUUUCGAGCGUGACCAUGCGAACACUGCCUCUCUCUUUCAUUCCUUCAGCCACCUUCUUGAAAAGGUCAGCAUUGCAAUAUUUGCGUAUAUUCGAAAAUCUGUUGAU